UUUUGCUCUAAAUUAAUGUUUAACGUGAAGGCAACAACCGAAAAUCCAGAACGUUAUAGUCGUUUCUACAGAUGGUUAUACUUGCUACCAGGAGAAAAAUUUAUAUCCCAUUCUAUAUAUAAGCCUAUCGAUUGUACCGAUAUUAAAGAAAGUGGCAUAAAUUCAUCAGGAAUUUACAGUAUAUGGCCAGUAUCACAUGCUGAAGGUUUUCAAGUGUAUUGUGAUAUGGAUACCGAAGGCGGAGGAUGGACGGUUUUUCAUAGGAGAAUUUCUGACGAAAAUUCUACGAAUUAUUUUCGUGAAAUUUGGGAAGAUUACUCUUUGGGUUUCGGUGAAUUGGAUAGUGAUUUCUGGUUAGGCAAUGAUAAACUGACAGCGAUAACCAGUCAAGGAAAUUACACAAUGAGACUCGAUAGAGAAAUUAAAGGCGGAUUCGCUUUUCAUAAUUACAUGGAUACAUUCAAAAUUGGAAAUGAAUACGAGUUAUAUCGAUUAUAUUUAACCAAUCCCUAUAAAAUUUACGUGCCUAAUCUGUCGGGCUAUACAAAUUACCUAAAUUUUAGCUCGUUCGAUAGCGACAAUGAUUUUUUAGAAGACCUGAACUGUGCUGAUGUUUACAAAUAUGGUUGGUGGUUCGAUGGAUGUUUAAACUUCGACAUAUAUUUUCAAGGGAAAGAUUACAUCGAUGUAAUUAAGAAUACUCCGUUGCAUCAAUAUAUGUACAAAAUGGAAGCGAAGAUAAGACGUAAACCUUGUACUAAUUGAUUUGAUUCUUUCGGAAAUUUUAAUUUCAAAAUAAA
This is a messenger RNA of Centruroides sculpturatus (bark scorpion), 800 nucleotides long. Its product is annotated as techylectin-5A-like. The coding region runs from base 16 to 765 and encodes 249 amino acids. NCBI's taxonomy places the organism in Eukaryota, Metazoa, Arthropoda, Arachnida, Scorpiones, Buthidae. The record is from RefSeq and is a predicted model, not a curated record. The transcript has 5 exons.